UGGAGCAAAGCCAAUAUAAGAAGGGGAAUUGAGGCAACAGGCUGCUUAGUGUAGAAUACAUAGGUACUUGUUAUGUGCACGGGCCAAUAAAAUUACCUAAAGCUGUAUUAGAGAACCCUCGCCUUGUAUUGAUAGCGCGGGGCAAAUCUUUUGGUACCGAUAAGACAAUUUGAGACCCCACACUUUGAUCAGAAACUCUGACCUGAAAUUAUAAUUCCCAAAAACACAUUCAAAAACCGCCAUCAUCAACAUUCGAGGUCCCUAGGUACCUAAUUUAUCAAGAAAAUUACAAGUAAUAUACAUAACAGACACAGCGAAAAUGGCAUCCAAGGCUAGGGACUGGGCCGACGACGACGAGGGCGACGACGUCUUAGUGGAGCUUCCCCCUCCCCAAACCAUCCAGAACAAAGACGGUACCAAGACCACCAUCACCUACCGAUACAACGAGAACGGGCAAAAAGUCAAGACGACCCGACGGAUCCGCCUAGUGACGCACCGCGAGGUCGUCAACCCGCGCGUCGCCGAGCGCAAGACAUGGCAGAAAUUCGGGCUCUCGGAAAAAGACGGGGCGGGCCCGCAGAUGGACACGACGUCGGUGGGCGAGAACAUCAUCUUCCGGCUCAGCACGAACUGGCGCAAGGACACCAAGGAAGAGGCCAAGGACCCCAACGCCAACGCCAUGAAGGAGAAGCUCAAGGACAAGACGGUCAAGUGCCGUAUCUGCAACGGCGAACAUUUCACCGCGAGGUGUCCGUACAAGGAUACCAUGGCUCCCGUCGGCGCCGAGGGCGCUGCCGAUGUCGCUGCCGGCAUGGGAGAUGAGCCUUCGGCUGUUGCGGCGGGCGCUCCUGGCGCGGGCAAGAAGGGCAGUUAUGUCCCGCCGGCGCUGCGGGGAGACCGUGGCGCGGCUGGUGGCGAGAGGAUGGGCGGUGGAAAGUACGGCAGCGAGCGGGACGAUCUUGCUACGCUGCGUGUGACAAACGUCUCGGAAAUGGCAGAAGAGAACGAGCUCCGCGACAUGUUCGAGCGGUUCGGCCGCGUGACGCGCGUUUUCCUAGCCAAGGACCGCGAGACGGGGCUCGCCAAGGGCUUCGCGUUCAUCAGCUUCGCGGACCGCAGCGACGCCGUCAAGGCGUGCAACAAGAUGGACGGCUACGGUUUCAAGCAUCUCAUCCUGCGCGUCGAGUUCGCCAAGAAGGCUGCUUAGAGGACUAUCUAGUAGUUAGACAGUUAAGGGGCGCUUGGUCUGUGACUAUGCGAAGGGACGGGUGGUAUGGAAGGGCUUGGUAUUAAAGGCUUGCCAUGCUAGACGGUGCGAACAGAAUGAAUGGAUUUUAGGCACAGUAGGACACGGAUACCUAUUUAAAUUUAUUCAGCUCGUUACACAUGUCAUUCUCUGGGGAGAUGUCUUCUCCGCCGUGUUUACUUAGCCCAGCGUGGCUUAUUUCGAGGGUUGUUACGCAUGAUAUGAAUGCUAGGUUAUGUAAGGCAAGUAGGUAGGUAGAAUUAAUAUU
This is a messenger RNA of Daldinia vernicosa, 1514 nucleotides long. Its product is annotated as eukaryotic translation initiation factor 3 subunit-like protein. The record is from RefSeq and is a predicted model, not a curated record. Gene Ontology annotation, cellular component: cytoplasm; eukaryotic translation initiation factor 3 complex. The transcript has 3 exons. The coding region runs from base 320 to 1207 and encodes 295 amino acids. Lineage: Eukaryota; Fungi; Ascomycota; Sordariomycetes; Xylariales; Hypoxylaceae. Gene Ontology annotation, molecular function: RNA binding; translation initiation factor activity.